Messenger RNA from Babesia sp. Xinjiang, 1254 nucleotides. Its product is annotated as Cytoplasmic tRNA 2-thiolation protein 1. Gene Ontology annotation, cellular component: mitochondrion; cytosolic tRNA wobble base thiouridylase complex. Gene Ontology annotation, molecular function: tRNA binding. The record is from RefSeq and is a predicted model, not a curated record. Bases 1 to 1254 code for a protein of 417 amino acids. Gene Ontology annotation, biological process: tRNA wobble position uridine thiolation. Lineage: Eukaryota; Apicomplexa; Aconoidasida; Piroplasmida; Babesiidae. The transcript has a single exon.
AUGAAGUGUGCCUCUUGUGCUGAGGCGCCGCCAGUGCUCAGACGGUCUGUUAACAAACUGCCUUACUGCAAGCAGUGCUUCAUAAAGGCGUUUGAAGAUGAGGUGUAUGAUGUCAUUCAAGAAAACAAGCUCAUCGUAGACGGAGAUGUAGUUUGUAUCGGUGUAUCCGGUGGUAAGGAUUCAUCGGUACUUGCUCACGUGCUGGCGACUCUAAAGGAGAGAUACGAGCGCAAAUGGACGCUGUUCUUACUUGCAGCUGACGAGGGGAUCAAGGGAUAUAGAGAUGAUUCAUUAAACGUGGUUAUGGGCAUGCAAAACCCAAAUUACGACGGCCUUAAAAUCCUUAACUUUAAGGAAAGGUUCGGGUUUGAUAUGGACGAGGUAGUUGCGUUGAUUGGGAAGAAAAACAACUGCACUGUAUGUGGUACGUUUCGAAGGCAAAUUUUGGAGAUCGGCGCUAGGCUUCUAGGAGCCAAUAAACUCUGUACCGGACAUAACAUUGACGAUAAUGCGGAAACAGUGUUGCUAAACAUAUGUAGAAAUGAUCUAUUCAAGCUGGCAAAGAACCUGAACGGGAGUGUAAAAGUUGAGGCGAAAGAGUCUCAAUGCGAUGAGGCCUAUGCCACGCCAUCGCCCAAGGGCACCGAUUCCUCCGAUAAACCUGGCAUUACAGAAUAUAAGAUUGAGGAGGACCUCAACGGCCUAUCCCUGACAAAGUCGGGUGUCCCGUGCGCGUCAGACAUCCACGCAGAACACACGCUGGAUGGUUCCGAAGGUGGAGGUGAUAACACAAAAGGAACUGAGGAGUCUCAAUACGUUGACACGACUAAAAUUGGAAAUUCGGCUUCGUCAGCGAAUAAGAUUCGAAACGAGUUGAUACGUAUAAAACCAAUGAUGUACUGCUUCGAGAAGGAAAUAGUGAUGUAUGCCCGAUACCUGAAACUUGAAUACUUCUCCACGGAAUGCAUCUACGCCCCGGAGGCUUACAGGGGCUACAUGAGGACGUUCAUCAAACAACUGGAAGCUGUGGACCCAAAAAUUAUACAGAAUAUAACACACUCUUCUCAACGCUUUUAUGCCCAGUACCAAGCUAACCGAAAGAUGAAUACGUGCAAGGUCUGUGGCAUUGAAGGCAUCAACGACCUUUGCAAGGCAUGUAUACUAGUAGAUAGACUUACGCAGCUCAGAUGUGAGGCAAAAGACCAUGUUCAGAAAACCUCUAAAUGCUGCUACACCUCACCUGGCAAUAAAUAA